Molecule: messenger RNA, 651 nt
Organism: Microthlaspi erraticum
Lineage: Eukaryota; Viridiplantae; Streptophyta; Magnoliopsida; Brassicales; Brassicaceae
Source: the annotation of a GenBank genome assembly
AUGAUGCCCGUAGGGGCAGAGCAGUUGUUUGUGGUGGCAGAGCUGGUGGCCGUGGAGGCCGAGGUCGGGGUUAUGGACUACUGGUGGAUUCGGGAGAGAGUGCAGCACCGAGUGUGGCAACUACAUUAUUGUUGGCACGUUUUUCCGCAAGCGGUUCCACAACAGGCUACAGGCGUAUCUCCAGUGGCUGGGGUGCAACAAGGAGCUGCAGUAGCUGAGCAGCCGAGGGCUGCAGUUGUUGGUGUUCCGCCUUAUUUAGAGAUGAUGGUGCAGAUGCAGAGGAUAGUGACACCGUUCUUUGAGGGUGGAGUUGGUCCAGAGGAGGCCGACGAGUGGCGUCUGAGACUGGAGCGCAACUUCCGGUCUAUCAGGUGUCCGGUUGAGUAUCAGGUGGAAUUGGAUGUUCACUAUCUUAGUGGAGACGCACAUUUGAGGAGUAUUGUGAUAUUUGCUAUUCAAGCUGAGCAGAUGAUAAAGCGGGGUUGUGACAUCAAAAUCGUCGCUAGAUACACACCACAAAUGUGCACAUUUGUGGAGACGCAUAUUUGUGCAUUUGUGUUGUGGACAUUUGUAGUGGAGACACACAUUUGUAGUGUGUAUCUGGCGACAAUUUCGAUGUCACAAUCCCGUUUUAUCAUUUGUUCAGCUUGA